Messenger RNA from Eucalyptus grandis, 619 nucleotides. Its product is annotated as protein DELETION OF SUV3 SUPPRESSOR 1(I)-like. Gene Ontology annotation, biological process: double-strand break repair via homologous recombination; proteasome assembly; mRNA export from nucleus. Gene Ontology annotation, cellular component: proteasome regulatory particle, lid subcomplex; proteasome complex. The transcript has 3 exons. The record is from RefSeq and is a predicted model, not a curated record. NCBI's taxonomy places the organism in Eukaryota, Viridiplantae, Streptophyta, Magnoliopsida, Myrtales, Myrtaceae. Bases 144 to 365 code for a protein of 73 amino acids.
CUCUCUCUCUCUGCUGUUUGAGUUUGCUUGAGCAUCAAUUCAAGGAGGUAAGCUUGGGCAAUCUCUUCUCUCUUGUCGAUUCAUCAUCUUUCGAUCAUCGGUUGUCGUGUCGGUUCUGUUUUUGAGUUCUGAUCCGAGCUCACAUGGCGACCGAGACGAAACCCGCGACGGAGGAGGCGAAGAUGGACCUGUUCGAGGACGACGACGAGUUCGAGGAGUUCGAAAUCAACGAAGAAUGGGAGGAUAAAGAAGAAGGGAAGGAUGUGACUCAGCAGUGGGAAGAUGACUGGGAUGAUGAUGAUGUCAAUGAUGAUUUUUCGCUGCAGCUGAGGAGGGAGCUGGAAAACAAUGCUGAGAAGAACUGAGACAGAUUUGGAGAACUAUGCUUGCUUCAUUAUGUUUCGCCUUCUAGACUUCAUGGAUGAUUCCUGGCCUUUUCUUUCUUUUCCCCUUUUUGAGAAUAUCAGCGAACUUCUGAGUUUGAGGAAAUGGAAUUGUGAACAGGAUUUGACUGCAAGUGGUGCUUCACUCGAAUAGACAAUUGUACUGAUAGUGAACUCAAUACUGUCUUUUGAUGAUGAUUUGAGAAGCAAUUGAAAGCGCACGAGUUCAGAUCCAA